AUGGAAGGCGAACUCCCUUGGCCACAAGUCCCUAUCGGGAAUAAGAACCAUGCCAAUGCGGCCGUCGUGAUCAUCGGCGGCGGUCUCUCGGGCAUGUGUGUCGCGAUUGAUCUGCUGAAGCGCAACAACUGUCGCAACUUCAUCAUCGUCGAGAAGAGCGCGGGGCUGGGUGGAACGUGGAACGCAAAUGUCUACCCCGGCUGUUGCUGCGACGUCUGGUCGAUGCUCUACAGCUACAGCUUCGCCCAGAACCCAGACUGGACACGCGAAUACCCGGGACAGGAAGAAAUCUUAUCGUACUUGCUUCGAGUCGCGCAAGACUACAAGCUCCUUCAACACUUUCGCUUCGGAACUGAAGUGAGAGAUGCCCGAUGGGACGGUGCCGAGAAGAAGUGGCGAAUCCAUGUCAAGACCAACAGUGGAAGUAAAGAGGCAGAAUACAAUCCAGAAUAUGAAAUCAAGGCAGAUUUCCUCGUCAGCGCUGUCGGGCAACUCAAUGUGCCAAGAUGGCCGGAGAUCCAGGGGAUUGAGAACUUCGCGGGCAAGACGAUGCAUUCUGCGCGAUGGGAUUGGUCGUACGAUCUGAGCAACAAGAAGAUUGCCUUGCUUGGAAAUGGUAUGUCGUCGAAAAGGAGACGUGUGUGGGUUCGUCGUCACCAGAUCUGAUACGCUCUUCAGGUUGUUCCGCCGUCCAGAUCCUGCCGGAGAUCGCAAAGGUCGCCAAGCACGUCACAGUCUUCCAGAGAACACCGAAUUGGGUUGUGCCGCGUGAAGAUGCCCCGGUUUCGCCCUUGAUGCGUGGAGUGUACAAAUACGUCCCGGGCGUCAUGGCUCGCAAGCGCGCUGCGCUGAUGGAUUUCCGAGAGGACCAGCAUGAUUUCAUCAAGAAUAGCGAUGGCGAUCUUGCGAAGCUGUAUCGAGAUAUGUCUCUUCAGAUGAUGCAGACGCAGGUACGUCUCCCUCGAGCAUGCAGCUGAUACGGCAGCUGACAUUGCUCUAGCUUCCAAACAGGCCAGAAAUGUGGGAGAAGCUCACUCCCAAUUAUAACAUUGGCUGCAAACGCAUCAUCAUCAGCGACGACUAUUUCCCAGCUUUGGGCAGAGACAACGUGACCUUGGACACUCGAACCAUUCACAGCGUGGAAGGCAAUGCCGUGAAAGUGGUAGGCGAGAAUGGACAGCCUGUCGCAGCAGAAGACGACUUCGAUCUGCUCGUCUGUGCCACCGGCUUCCGCACCGUGGAGUUCAUGCAUCCGAUUCAGGUGUACGGUAAAAAUGGCCAGUAUAUCGGCGAUAUCUGGAAAGAUGGAGCCAAAGCCUUGUACGGCAUGUGCGUGGAAUCGAUGCCCAACUUCGGUAUGCUAUACGGCCCCAAUACCAAUCUUGGCCAUAACAGCAUCAUUCUCAUGAUCGAGAGCCAGAGCCGGUAUAUCAAUGGUUUGAUAAAGCCAGUUCUGGAAGCCAGGAAGGGUGGCAAAGCUCUGGCCCUUAUGCCUAAGAAAGAUGUGAUGGAAGAGUACAACAAGCAGAUCCAGUCGGAGUUGCGGGACAGUGCGUUUAAUGACCCGAAUUGCAACUCGUGGUACAAGAAUGAGGCCGGCAUCAUCACUAAUAAUUGGAGUCGCACUGUCGUUGAAUACCAGAAGAUGGUCGAGGUUGUUGAUUAUAGCGACUUCGAUACCGAGGGAAGCGGAGAGGAGGUGCUCAAGCGAGGCAAGAAGCUGCACGUCGGCCGCGUGAAGGAAGAAUCGACUGUUAGCGACCGGACGUUGAUGGUAAUGGGUGCUGUUAGUACAGCCGCAGUUGUCGGUGGAUGGUUGCUGAGAAACUCGAGAUAUCUAGAGAAGAUAAGAGUGAGGUGA
Lecanosticta acicola is the source of this 1861-nucleotide messenger RNA. Lineage: Eukaryota; Fungi; Ascomycota; Dothideomycetes; Mycosphaerellales; Mycosphaerellaceae. The record is from the annotation of a GenBank genome assembly.